Thunnus maccoyii (southern bluefin tuna) is the source of this 2581-nucleotide messenger RNA. RefSeq names its product meprin A, alpha (PABA peptide hydrolase), tandem duplicate 1 (gene mep1a.1). Gene Ontology annotation, cellular component: membrane. The record is from RefSeq and is a predicted model, not a curated record. Gene Ontology annotation, biological process: proteolysis. Bases 555 to 2369 code for a protein of 604 amino acids. The transcript is spliced from 15 exons. NCBI's taxonomy places the organism in Eukaryota, Metazoa, Chordata, Actinopteri, Scombriformes, Scombridae. Gene Ontology annotation, molecular function: metalloendopeptidase activity; protein binding; zinc ion binding.
AACUGCCGGCUCACUUUACCGCAGUUGAGGGGCGCUGGGAUGAAGCGUUUGUGUGGUGAAAGAAAAAAACUCCGCGCGUGGGUUUUGUUUUUAUGACAACAAUAUCUUGACAAUUUCAACCCACGACAACCCUCACCAAAAACAUUCAGUGUCUGGCCAAUCUGCUCCCACAAAUGGACUUUUCUGUCUGUGUUAUGAUAGUUUCUGUCUGACAUGAAGCUCAGGAGGGCCAAAUCAAGCUUCUCCUCCAUUUUCUUGGUUACCUGGGUGACGAGUCCCGCCCCAUCUAAUAUAUGAUUGGUUUCCUCAAAAGGAGCGACAGUGACGACACCAGCGCCCAUCUGACAAAUUCUGAGAUUUUCUGCUGCAACUGUAGAGUAAAAUAUUCGUUAUUGCCAAAAUAUUCAUCUGCAACCACGAAAGCAGGAACUGGUCUAUGCUAGGGGUCAGGGGUCCUCUUAACAUGUGUAUAUCAACAAUGCAGCUAAUAGGGGCUAAAGGUCAAAUUUGCAUAUUUAAACCAAAGCAGCAACACUUUCUUGGUGACAUUCAGCAUGAUGAUGCAGAGAGGGCUGUUAUUGUUUGGACUGGUGGCUCUGGCCACUUCCUAUACUAUACCUGUUUCCCGAGAGGUACAUGAGGUGUAUAAGAAUGGUGAAGAUGAGAACCCCAUCCUAAACCUGGGUUCAGACGCCAACCUGUUUGAGGGGGAUAUUUUAAUUCCAGAAGGAAAAAAUGCCCUGAUUGACACAGCAUACAGAUGGAAAUUUCCAAUCCCCUACAUUCUGGGUGAUGACUUGGAUCUGAAUGCCAAGGGCUGUGUCCACCAGGCUUUUGAAAUGUAUCGGCUGAAGUCUUGCAUCGACUUCAAGCCUUAUGAAGGAGAGAAGACCUACAUCAAGUUUGAAAAGAGAGGAGGGUGUUUCUCCAGCGUUGGUGACCAGCAGACAGGUCAGAUUCUGUCUUUGGGAUCUGGCUGUGACCACAAGGCGGUGAUUGAACAUGAGCUACUCCAUGCUUUGGGCUUUUACCACGAACAGUCUCGCACAGACAGGGAUGACUAUGUCGACAUCUGGCUGAAUCAGGUUUUACCAGGAAUGGAACACAACUUCAACAAAUACAAUGAUGACUACAUCACAGACCAAAACACGCCGUACGACUACGAGUCCAUCAUGCAUUACAGGCCAUUCUCCUUCAAUAAGAACGACUCCAUCCCCACUAUCACCACCAAAAUCCCAGAGUUCUAUAACAUCAUUGGCCAGUACCUCGACUUCAGCGAGAUGGACGUCCUCAGGCUCAACCGCAUGUACAACUGCUCUGGACCUCUCACCCUGCUGGACCAGUGUGCCUUUGAGUACGCCAGCAUCUGCGGGAUGAUUCAGAGCACCUCUGAUGACGCUGACUGGAUCCAUACCAAGAGCAGUGUGAGUGCACCAGAUCACACGCUCCUGGGAAAAUGCAGAGAUGCUGGUUUCUUCAUGCACUUCAGCACCAAUAAAGAGAGCCCUGGGGAGUCAGCUAUGCUGGAAUCCCGAACCCUCUACCCCAAGAGGAAGCUUCAGUGUCUGCAGUUCUUCUACAAGAUGACUGGAAGCCCCAAGGACAGGCUGGUGAUCUGGGUCAAGACGGAUGAUGGCACAGGCACCGUUCGUAAAAUGAAGAAAAUACACACCUUUAAUGCGGAUUCUGACCACACAUGGAAGAUCGCCCACAUCCCAAUGGAGGUAGGGGAGAAAUUCCGCUAUGCUUUCCAAGCCGUCCGUGGCAACUCUGCUGCAUCCACCGGUGGCAUCUACAUUGAUGACAUCAGCCUGACAGAGACACGCUGCCCCAGCGCAGUGUGGAGGAUCCAGAACUUCUCCAAGAUUAUGGAAACCGCUGACAUAAGCACAGUUAUCGACAGCCCUCGUUUCUACAGCCCAGAAGGCUACGCUUAUGGCGUCCGUGUUGUGCCUUUGACAGGAUACUCUGAUUACACAGGGCACUACACUGGGCUGUACUUCCACCUGGCCAGUGGGGUGAAUGAUGCGGUGAUGCAGUGGCCAGCGGUAAACCGACAGGCCACCAUGGUGGUGAUGGACCAAGACCCAGAUGCUACACGGAGGAUGUCCACUGCCCGCAGCCUCACUACUGAUACGAUGAAGAACCCAGAUGGAAAUUUCUUUUGGGACGAUCCCUCCAAGGUGGGGUGGUAUGACUCUUCCUGUGAUUGCUACAGAGGGGGAUCAUGGGGCUGGAGUAACUUUGUCAAGCACUUUGACCUCAGGCGACGUAAUUACCUCAAGAAUGAUGACCUCAUCAUCCUCAUCGACUUUGAUGAUAUAACAUCACUGAUCAAAACAGAGGUUCCCAUUAAACCACAGGAGUAAAGACACACCGGCUUUUAUAUCAUGAUGAACUGGAGAUGCAACAUAUGCAGCUGGGAUGAGAAAAACAACCUGUGAAGAUGAGGGGUGGAAGAAUACUGCUGUGACACAACAUCAGAAUUAAAACACAUAAUAUAAAAAACAUUAAAUGUAAAGGUACAUUUGCUAUAUAAUCUAUAUGUAAAAGUUCAAAUAUAUACAUGAAAAGGUUUUGA